AGCCGGGGUUCCUCUUGGUCCUGAGAGCUGAGCGCCGAGCGUGGCCGUGGAGCCGACACAGGGCCUUCCAGUCUCUGCCGCCCCUAGUGCCUCGUUCUCCACUCGGGCGCUUGUGCCACCUCGCCUGGGCCUGUUGUCAGGGUGGUUCAGUUCGGCCCCUCUUCUUAAGAUUAGGUCAUUUCCAGGAGUCUUCUGUAAACGGCUUGGCGAUCAGGACCCUGCGAGACUCAUCUCCGCUCCUGGUGCCCAGUGGAGUGAGGAGGAGCUCCGGGCCUGGGUCACAGCGCGCCGAGGAAGGCAGCAUGAUGGACACGCACAGGGCUGCAACAGCUUCCUUCCUGGCACUGGCCUGCGCACAUUCUGCUGUGGAUGGAGGGGCUGCGAGCACAGGGCUGGCUCUGAAGCAGAAAGCUGCAGAAGACAGAGAAUCCCGGGGGGAGUCUCUGCAGGCGCUGGGAUGGCCCAGCCCCUGUGAGAAGGAGGAUGUUGUGGAGGGGCCCGGGGCCUCCCCUGGUGGGCCAGGCACCCAUGAGAAACCUGGUAGGCAGAGCGGCCAGGGGAGCUGUGUGUCCCGGCCUCCAAGCUCCAGGACACCACGAGGAGCGCCCUGGAAGGGGCGGCCUUAUCCGUGCAGCAUCUGUGAUCGGACCUUCGCGUGCUACUCGGAUGUGGUGAAGCACCAGAGCAUCCACGGGGGCGAGAAGCCGUACGCGUGCAGCGACUGCGGGAAGGCUUUCAUCCACAGCUCGCACGUCGUCCGGCACCAGCGGGUCCACAACGGGGAGCGGCCCUACGCCUGCAAGGAGUGCGGGAAGACCUUCAGCCAGAGCUUCAACCUCAUCCGCCACCAGAGGAUCCACACGGGAGAAAAGCCAUACGAGUGUGCCGAGUGCGGCAAGGCCUUCAGCCAGCGGUCGGACGCUGCCAAGCACCAGCGCAUCCACACUGGUGAGAGACUGUACGAGUGCCGCGAGUGUGGGAGAAGCUUCAUCCACAGCUCUAACGUUGUACGGCACCAGAGGAUCCAUCACGGGGAGAACCCCUAUGCGUGUGAGGAGUGCGGGAAGGCCUUUAGCCAGAGCUCCAACCUCAUCCAGCACCAGCGCGUGCACAGCGGGGAGAAGCCCUACGCCUGCCGCGAGUGCGGCCGCGCCUUCAGCCGCAGCUCUUUCCUGCGGGAGCACCGGCGCAUCCACACCGGGGAGAAGCCCUACGAGUGCGCGGAGUGUGGCCGCGCCUUCAGCCGCAGCUCUUUCCUGCGGGAGCACCGGCGCAUCCACACCGGGGAGAAGCCCUACGAGUGCGCGGAGUGUGGCCGCGCCUUCCGCGCCCUCUCGGGCUUCUUCCGCCACCAGCGCGUCCACACGGGCGAGAAGCCUUUUCACUGCACUGAGUGUGGGAAGGCUUUCCGCCUGAGUUUCCACCUGAUCCAGCACCAGCGGGUGCACAGCCUGGAAUGAGCCAUCACGGGGUGA
Trichechus manatus latirostris (Florida manatee) is the source of this 1475-nucleotide messenger RNA. RefSeq names its product zinc finger protein 696 (gene ZNF696). Lineage: Eukaryota; Metazoa; Chordata; Mammalia; Sirenia; Trichechidae. The transcript is spliced from 3 exons. The record is from RefSeq and is a predicted model, not a curated record.